Messenger RNA from Magnolia sinica, 1341 nucleotides. RefSeq names its product COBRA-like protein 2. Gene Ontology annotation, cellular component: plasma membrane. Lineage: Eukaryota; Viridiplantae; Streptophyta; Magnoliopsida; Magnoliales; Magnoliaceae. The record is from RefSeq and is a predicted model, not a curated record. Gene Ontology annotation, biological process: plant-type cell wall cellulose biosynthetic process; cellulose microfibril organization. Bases 1 to 1341 code for a protein of 446 amino acids. The transcript has 6 exons.
AUGGCGUGUUCGUGGGAAAGAUUGCCUAUAGCUGUGAUCAGUUCUUCUGUUGAAUAUAUACGGCAGGUCAUUCUUUUUCUAACUGUUCAUUUUUCACAUUGCUAUGACCCUUUGGAUCCAGACGGAAGUAUUACUAUAACGUUCGAUAUUUAUCAAUGGAGACCCGACGGCUACGAGGCAAUGGUCACAGUUCAAAACUUCUAUCAGUACCGCCACGUGGAGAAACCUGGUUGGAAGCUAGGAUGGACAUGGACCCAAAAUGAAGUAAUCUGGACUAUGACCGGUGCUCUUGCCCUCCGACAAGGGAACUGCUCAGCCUUCAAUGUCCAAACAGCACACUCGUGCAAAAGAGAUCCAGUCAUCGUUGAUCUCAUGCCAGAAGCUCUUCCAGAAAACCGUACGGAGAACUGUUGUCGUGGUGGCCUUGUUUCAGCUUGGGGCAUCGACCGUCGGAGAUCCUUGUCAUCUUUUGAGAUGCUCAUCGGCAACUUGGGUGGGCCCAGAAGCUAUAUGCCUGAGAAUCUCACGUUCUUGGGACCCGGCCCCGGUUACACUUGCGGCCCACUUGCGGACUUCCCACCUACAGUGUUUUCAUCUACUGAUGUUAGAAGAGAAAUGCAGGUUUUCAGGACAUGGAAAUCAACGUGUACUUACUCUAAUUUCCUGGCGAACAAGGUUCCCAUAUGCUGUGUUUCGCUUUCCACAUUUUACAACUCCGACGUCACACCAUGCCCUACCUGCAGCUGUGGGUGCCGUCUAGCUGACAAAAACACACUCUCUUGCAUUAGUAACGAAUUCUCAACGUCAUUGUCUACCGAGCUGGACCAUUUGGUGCGGUGCACGGACCACAUGUGCCCGGUGCGGGUCCAUUGGCACAUAAAAAACAAUUAUAAAGAGUACUGGAGGGUGAAAUUAACAGUAUCCAAUUACAACUUCGGCACCAACUACACUGAUUGGAAUGUUGUUGUCCAGCAUCCUGGGUUUGGUCAGUCUAUUGAAUAUUACAGCUUCAACGGUACAACCCUCGGCACUAUACGGUUAGCCGAUGAAGUGGCUCUCUUUUGGGGUCUAACUUUCUACAAUGAUGUGCUUCUACAAGCCGUUGAAGAUCAGCCAGGAUCAGUGACGACGGAGAUACUCUUGCACAAGGAUUUGAAUACAUUUACGCUUGAGAACGGGUGGGCCUUCCCUCGAAGGGUCUAUUUCAACGGUGAAAACUGUGAAAUGCCGAUGCCAGACAAUUUUCCGGGCCUACCUAACUCUAGCUCCAAUCAUGGCUAUGGAAUUUUACCCCUCAUUCUAGCCCUUUUUUUGAGUUUCAAGAUACUACUUUGGUUGUGA